Bombus huntii is the source of this 1903-nucleotide messenger RNA. RefSeq lists its product as uncharacterized. The record is from RefSeq and is a predicted model, not a curated record. NCBI's taxonomy places the organism in Eukaryota, Metazoa, Arthropoda, Insecta, Hymenoptera, Apidae. The transcript is spliced from 7 exons. Bases 863 to 1264 code for a protein of 133 amino acids.
AUGAUGCUGAAUAUCGCCACGUUUGGCGCACGUCCGGGCGGAGUUUCUGUGGUGCGAUUCCCUUGCCAAACGGGUAGCUCCGAGUAGCAUUUUGUUGUAUGUCGUACUUUUACUUGUACCGGAAUGUAUUUGACUAUAUGGACCGCUUCUCCUGCGAUCAAAUCCAUGUGUCCUGGGUUUUGGAUAUGGUGUAUGCAAAUUCGUCGGGCGGUUUUACGUACUUGUUAUCAGUGAAAAUAAAUAUUAUGAAUACUACUUGGGUUAUAAUUAUAUACAUAUAUGCGUACGUAUUGGUGGAUAGCAAAAGUAUUUGGUUUCGUGAGUGGCGUACAGGUGCUUUACAGUUCUACGGUGCGGAUUGCUAUUCCUUGAACUAAAAAAAAUUUCUUUCGAGAUGAGUCUGAUUAUUGUAAACGAUCGUGCAUGGGAGGAUUUUCUGCAGAGAUUCGAAAUGCUCUCUGGAUUCCUCGUGAAACGUCUGGACAACACCUACAUGUUCUUCCAUCCGUCGUUCAGAGAAUGGUUGAUGAAUUCGCCAUCAGUUCUGUACACACAUACAAAAAUAGUUAAUAUAUAUAUAUAUAUAUUAUAUUUUUUUUUAUAUAUAUAUAUGUUUCAUUCGGACCUGUUCCUUGUAUGAAUACUGUAUCUCUGUAUAUAAUAUAAUAUAUAUAUAAUAUGUUAUGAUUAUGUUAGUUGUUAUUUAUUAUAUAUAUUUUCCUUAACUCUCUCCCCCUUUUUUUUUCUUGUUUUUUUUUUUAUUAGUACCUAAAAUUGCUAUUAUGAUGCUGUAUUACAUUGUAUUGGCUAUUAUUUGUGAUGAGGUGCGUAUGUGUGGGGUGCGCGCGACGAAUUUUUCAACAUGGUCGCUUGCGUGUAUCGUUGGUUUAAUGUCAACAAUUCUACUCUUUCGAUGCUGCAUCACUUACCUAGAUCAUUCCCACAACAUCAUCCGAUUCUUCGAUAUGCCUUGGAUACUUACUACGGUUGUCUUCAAUCGUCUUAUAUCUGUGGCCAUAAUGGUUUCCGCUAUCUGUGUUGUUCGACGAACAGCGCCAUGCUUCCACACUGGCUGUCGUACAUGGUGUUCUGCAAACAGAGAUCCAUAACCUAUUUUGCACGUAAACCUUCUCGUGUGAUGAUUACUUGUUCACAAGGUGUUCGAUAUCUGUAUUAUUCGACGAAUAGCACUACAACAUACACUACUGCACUACGUUGCCCACUGAAAUCACUUUAUUCAUUGUUUAUUUCGGUUAUGCGCUAGUUUUACCUUGUUUAAGUGCACCGUUCGCGGAAUCCCUUUUACUUCAAUCUUGACGUUUUGGUUCUGCAAGAUUUCUAGCACCUUGUAUGGUCCAGUAUAUUGAUCGGAGAAUUUUCCUUUACUAGGUUCUUUUAGUAGAUAUAUCGAAUCUCCUGUUUUAAAAUCUUGAGGGUUAAUUCGCCGAUCGUUAGUCUUAGUUUGGAUUUUAUCAAAUUUUCUCUUGCCAUUCGUUGUACAGUGUCAAUUUUAUUAAACAGAUCUUCGAGAUAUUCUGCGCAUGUUGGUUCCGUGUUCUCUUCGAUUGUUACUUCACCAAUAGGUUCUCUGGCUAGAUGUCCGAAACUAAUUUGUGCGGGGAGAGUUUCGUUCCUUUCCUACAUUUUAGUUUUUGUUUUGCGCCAAGACGCAAGUUUACUGACAUCGAUCCAAUUAUCCAAUUGCUUGACAAUAGUAUUCAAAAUACAAAUUUUUGAAAGUGCCGCAGCCAUAUUAACCCAAAAAUAUUUUGUAUAUAGUAUAGUGUGAUACCAUCUAUAUUUUCCUGGGGAAAUCAUAAGAUCAGCACUACCUACUAUGUUACCUACGUCAAAUAUUAGAUGUAGUAACCAAUAAAGUAUUUUUAAUCCAAUUAUAAUCCAA